Acomys russatus (golden spiny mouse) is the source of this 1883-nucleotide messenger RNA. RefSeq names its product kelch like family member 23 (gene Klhl23). The transcript is spliced from 4 exons. Lineage: Eukaryota; Metazoa; Chordata; Mammalia; Rodentia; Muridae. The record is from RefSeq and is a predicted model, not a curated record. Gene Ontology annotation, molecular function: protein binding. The coding region runs from base 158 to 1834 and encodes 558 amino acids.
GGCGGGCCACCGAGGCGGGAGCGGAUCGUGGGCUUGGAGCUGCGCUAGCAGGGGUGGCCUCCGCCGCGCGUUUCCAAAGAUGGUCAGAGGGUCGGGAGGCGCCCCCACCCGCGCCGGCUGCUAGUCCCCGGGCUGCGUCCCACGCCGCCAGCGAGCCAUGGCUCUAAAAGGACAAGAAGAUUACAUUUAUCUUUUCAAGGAUUCAUCGCAUCCAGUGGAUUUUCUGGAUGCAUUCAGAACAUUUUACAUGGAUGGAUUAUUUACUGAUAUUACCCUUCAGUGCCCUUCGGGCAUUAUCUUCCAUUGUCACCGAGCGGUUUUAGCUGCCUGCAGCAAUUACUUUAAGGCAAUGUUCACAGCUGACAUGAAAGAAAAAUUUAAAAGUAAAAUAAAACUGCCCGGCAUCCACCACGAUAUUUUGGAGGGCCUUGUGAAUUAUGCAUAUACUUCCCAAAUUGAAAUAACUAAAAGAAACGUACAAAGCCUUCUGGAGGCAGCCGAUCUGCUGCAGUUUCUGUCCGUGAAGAAGGCUUGUGAGCAGUUUUUGGUCAGGCACCUGGAUAUUGACAACUGUAUUGGGAUGCACUCCUUUGCGGAAUUUCAUGUGUGUUCAGAGCUAGAGAAGGAAUCUCGAAGAAUUCUGUGCUCGAGGUUUAAGGAAGUAUGGCAGCAAGAAGAAUUUCUUGAAAUCAGCCUCGAAAAGUUUCUCUUUAUCUUGUCCAGGAAGAAUCUCAGUGUCUGGAAGGAAGAAGCUAUCCUAGAGCCAGUCAUUAAGUGGACUGCUCACGACGUGGAGAAUCGGGUUGAAUGCCUGUACAACCUACUAAGCUACGUCAGCAUAGACAUAGACCCCGUGUACUUAAAGACGGCCUUAGGCCUUCAGAGAAGCUGCCUGUUGACAGAAAAUAAGAUACGUUCCCUAAUAUACAAUGCCUUGAAUCCCAUGCAUAAGGAGAUUUCUCAGAGGUCCACAGCCACCAUGUACAUCAUUGGAGGCUAUUACUGGCAUCCCUUAUCCGAGGUCCACAUUUGGGAUCCUUUGACAAACGUUUGGAUUCAGGGAGCAGAAAUACCAGAUUAUACCAGGGAGAGUUAUGGUGUUACAUGCUUAGGGCCCAACAUCUAUGUAACCGGAGGGUAUAGGACAGAUAACAUAGACGCUCUUGAUACCGUGUGGAUCUAUAACAGUGAAGGCGAUGAGUGGACGGAAGGCUUGCCAAUGCUCAACGCCAGGUAUUACCACUGUGCGGUCACCUUGGGGGGCUGCGUGUAUGCUCUGGGUGGCUACCGGAAAGGUGCUCCUGCCGAAGAGGCGGAGUUCUACGAUCCGCUGAAAGAGAAGUGGCUUCCUAUCGCAAACAUGAUUAAAGGUGUGGGAAACGCCACUGCCUGUGUCCUACAUGAAGUUAUCUACGUCAUCGGCGGCCACUGUGGCUACAGAGGAAGCUGCACCUACGAUAAGGUGCAGAGUUACAAUUCAGACAUCAACGAAUGGAGCCUUAUCACCGCUAGCCCACAUCCAGAAUAUGGACUGUGCUCAGUUCCAUUUGAAAACAAGCUCUACUUAGUCGGGGGACAGACUACAAUCACGGAAUGCUAUGACCCGGAACGGAACGAGUGGAGAGAGACGGCGCCCAUGAUGGAACGGAGGAUGGAGUGUGGGGCUGUUGCCAUGAACGGGCACAUCUAUGUAACCGGAGGGUACUCCUACUCAAAGGGGACGUAUCUCCAGAGCAUCGAGAAAUACGACCCAGAUCUCAACAAGUGGGAAAUAGUGGGCAACCUCCCAAGUGCCAUGCGGUCUCAUGGAUGCGUUUGCGUGUAUAAUGUCUGACUGAGUCCACAGGACUAACCAGGUCAUCACUCGGGGUGCAGUAAUAAGA